GUCACGUCCUGUAUCACUGACGGGCUGCACAAGCAACAGCGCUUGUAAGCAGCAGGAAGUAACUGAGGAGGAAGAGACAGAGGCUGGUGCGGGGAUGCGGUGUGUGUACAACAGAGGAGGGCUGCGGAGAUGACCGUCCUGGCCGGCGGCUGUGAAUUAGAUCUAAGCGUCUUGCAGAGCAACCGAGUCCCCUGACCGUGGUCGUCACCAGCGCGUUACCAUGGAGAUGGUGGUAGCUAAGAUCCUGUGCCUGCUGGGCGUGUUCGCGCUCAUGCUCGGGGGCAUUCUGGUCCCGGUGAGGGUGAUGCGCGUCGACAGCGAGAAAGCCCAGCGCUACCGGCGGGCCGUGGCCUUCAGCAACGCCUUCGGAGGAGGAGUGUUCCUGGCGACCUGCUUCAACGCGCUGCUGCCCGCCGUCAGAGAGAAGGUGGCGGCGGUGCUGCAGACGGUGGGGGUCAGCACGGAGUACCCUCUGGCGGAGACCAUGAUGAUGCUGGGCUUCUUCCUCACGGUGUUCGUGGAGCAGGCCGUGCUGACCUUCCGCAAGGAGCGGCCGUCCUUCAUCGACCUCGAGACCUUCAACGCGGGCGGCUCCGAGGGCGGCAGCGACUCGGAGUACGACACGCCCUUCAUCGCGCCGCCCCGCGGGUCAGCGGCCGGACACGGGCAUCACCACGGGCACCUCAGCCCCGCCGAACUCGCCCGCGCCGGACCCCUCCGCCUCGCCAGCCUGGUGCUGGCGCUCUCGGCCCACUCGGUGUUCGAGGGGCUGGCGCUGGGGCUGCAGGAGGGCGGAGCCAAGCUGGGCAGCCUGUUUGUGGGCGUGGCCGUGCACGAGACGCUGGCGGCGGUGGCGCUGGGCGUGAGCGUGGCGAAGAGCGGGAUGCCCAUGCGCGACGCCGCCAAGCUGGCGCUGACCGUGAGCCUGAUGAUCCCCGUGGGCAUCGGCCUGGGCAUGGGCAUCGAGACGGCGCAGAACCUGGCGGGCAGCAUCGUGUCGGCGGUGCUGCAGGGCAUGGCGGCGGGCACCUUCCUCUUCGUCACCUUCUUCGAGAUCCUGGCGCGCGAGCUGGAGGACAAACACGACCGGCUGCUCAAAGUGCUCUUCCUCGUCAUGGGCUACGGCAUCCUGGCAGGCCUCGUCUUCAUCAAGUGGUGACACACACACGCACACACGCACACACACACACGCACACACACACACACACACACACACACACACACACACACACACUCUUCCUCAUCAUGGGCUACGGCAUCCUGGCAGGCCUCGUCUUCAUCAAGUGGUGACACACACACACACGCACACACACACACACACACACACACACACACACACACACACACACACACACACACACACGCACACACACACACACACCUGCUGUUGGGCAUGUCUACCGGCACAACCAAAGGAAGUACUUGUUGGUGUUACCGCAAGGCCGCUGAUCUCUUUCAAUCAACCAAGGACGGAGUGAAGCUGGACAUUUGACCCCUAUUGACCUACGACCCCUAUGACCCCUGACUGUUGUGUCUGCUACAGUGUGAAGUUAGCAUUAGCCUAUUGAAGCCACGUUACACUGUAGCCUCUAUGACUGCUGUGUCUGCUACAGUGUGAAGUUAGCAUUAGCCUAUUGAAGCCACGUUACACUGUAGCCUCUAUGACUGCUGUGUCUGCUACAGUGUGACGUUAGCGUUAGCCUAAUGAAGACACGUUAGCGUUAGCCUAAUGAAGCCACGUUACACUGUAGCCUCUAUGACUGCUGUGUCUGCUGCAGUGUGACGUUAGCGUUAGCCUAAUGAAGACACUCUUUUAUAACAUGCUGUUUGUUUCCAAAAAGUCAAACAAUGGAGCCCCUGCAGGAGAGGGCAUAUCUACACACUGAGCCCUUGCAGGAGAGGGCAUAUCUCAACACUAGAGCCCUUGCAGGUGCAGGAGAGGGCGUAUCUCAACACUGAGCCCUUGCAGGUGCAGGAGAGGGCAUAUCUACACACUGGAGCCCUUGCAGGUGCAGGAGAGGGCGUAUCUCAACACUGAGCCCUUGCAGGUGCAGGAGAGGGCAUAUCUACACACUGGAGCCCUUGCAGGAGAGGGCGUAUCUCAACAGAACUCUGCAGCUUAAAGGAGCGCACUCUUGCAUUCAUGUGUUGGCCUGUAAAUAAGUAUUUACUGUAUGAGGGGUUUGAUGGGCAGCUGCUGCAGGGCAAAACUCUAGCAUAAGGUGAAGUGUAAUAGCCAUCUUUUAGCAUACUGUGUACUGUUACUGAGCUAUAUUGCCAUUAUUUACCGGAAAUCUACAGCACUGUCCUAAUGUGUUGCUCAGAGUAGAGCAGAGACGUUAUUAAUCAAUCAUCCUCCAGAUAUGAUUGGAUGUGCCUAUUAAUAGAAAAGUACACUAAAUUAAUUAUCCGCCAGAAAACGCCACUUGAACCGCUGUAAUCGAUUGGCAGCUUUGCCAUGAAAUCUGUUCCACUCUACUGCGCCUCGGGGCACAGCUAUUAUGACGUGCGACUGAAGCGCUUCAUCUACUGCGCCACAGGUCACAGGUCGCAGGUCACAGGUCACAGCUGUUAUGACGUGUGACUGAAGCGCUUCAUCUACUGCGCCACAGGUCACAGGUCACAGGUCACAGGGCACAGCUGUUAUGACGUGGGACUGAAGUGCUUCGUCUGCUUCUGCCACCCUUCUCUGUAAUACACUGUUCAUGAAAGCCAGUCACACUGUUAAAACCCCCUGCUGUGUGUGUGUGUGUGUGUGUGUGUGUGUGUGUGUGUGUGUGUGUGUGUGUGUGUGUGUGUGUGUGUGUGUGUGUGUGUGUGUGUGUGUGUGUGUGUGUGUGUGUGUGUGUGUGUGUGUAUGGGGGAAUGUCUGCUUUGGUUUUAAAGUGUAUUGUGACGUGUGCUGUGCUGUGCGCUGGCUAGAGUUUAUAUGAGGAUAUAUGAAUAUGGAGUUUAUAUGGGGAUAUUUAGAGUGUCUAUAAGGACAUAUGAAUAUACAGUUUAUAUGAGAACAUGAAUAUAGAGUUUCUAUAAGGACAUCUGAAUGCUUGUGCAACGUCAGGAGAUGCAGCCUGUCUGUCUGCAGAGGGCCCAUAACAUGACCACUCAGUGGCAGCAGCGUCCAGUUAACGUUGCUCACGAUGACAGAGACCGAAGACUACAGCGUCCAGUUAACGUCGCUCACUAUGGCAGAGACCGAAGACUACAGCGUCCAGUUAACGUUGCUCACUAUGACAGUGACACAGAAGACUACAGCGUCCAGUUAACGUCGCUCACUAUGACAGAGACCGAAGACUGCAGAGGACAAUUUCAAAUCCAUGAUCAUAAUAAUAUGACACAUUUGCGUAACUUUGUUAUUUUUGUAAGUGAGCACAUUGUAAGAUCAUUUGGGGUUUAUGUUGUUGUUGUUGUUGUUGUUGUUUUGACUCCGGUGUAUGAAUAUUAUCCGUGACUGUUUCAGGAAAAUAGGGAUCUUUAGUUACUUCUCCUUAUAGUUGCGUUAAUAGUUAAGUGUCAGUGUUGUGUUACAGUAAAGCCUGUGGAUCAGCUGAUUUCAUGUUUUGCUGGCCAACUCUCCCCAACCCCCCGGCCCUCACAGCUCAACUACCCAGCUGAACUACCCAGCCCCCCGGCCCUCACAGCUCAACUACCCAGCUCAACUACCCAGCCCCCCGGCCCUCACAGCCCAACUACCCAGCUCAACUACCCAGCUCAACUACCCAACCCCCCGGCCCUCACAGCUCAACUACCAAGCUCAACAACCCAACCCCCCGGCCCUCACAGCCCAACUACCCAGCUCAACUACCCAGCCCCCCGGCCCUCACAGCUCAACUACCCAGCUCAACUACCCAACCCCCCGGCCCUCACAGCCCAACUACCCAGCUCAACUACCCAGCCCCCAGGCCCUCACAGCUCAACUACCCAGCUCAACUACCCAACCCCCCGGCCCUCACAGCCCAACUACCCAGCUCAACUACCCAGCCCCCCGGCCCUCACAGCUCAACUACCCAGCUCAACUACCCAACCCCCCGGCCCUCACAGCUCAACUACCCAGCUCAACUACCCAACCCCCCGGCCCUCACAGCUCAACUACCCAGCUCAACUACCCAACCCCCCGGCCCUCACAGCUCAACUACCCAGCUCAACUACCCAGCUCAACUACCCAACCCCCCGGCCCCCACAGCUCAACUACCCAGCUCAACUACCCAACCCCCCGGCCCUCACAGCUCAACUACCCAGCUCAACUACCCAGCUCAACUACCCAACCCUCCAGCCCUCACAGCUCAACUACCCAGCUCAACUACCCAGCUCAGCUACCCAGCUCAACUACCCAACCCCCCGGCCCUCACAGCUCAACUACCCAGCUCAACUACCCAGCUCAGCUGUUCCCAGGUCACACACAGGGUUCCUUCCUUUAUUCCUUUAUUUAUAGAGAGAUUAAAUUAUAAUUAUAAUUAUAAUAAUUUAACUGUUACCAAUUGCAAAUCAACCAAUUAUGUAAGGUUUGAAGAAUAUUUGAAAGAUGUCUUGGUUUUUGUUAUAUUUAAAUUUUAUAUCCAACUGGGUUCAUAAAUGAAGUGUAAAAUAUUGUAAUUAUUAUCUGUAUACAUAAAUAAAAUAUGAAUUGUAUUCCA
Molecule: messenger RNA, 4634 nt
Organism: Sardina pilchardus (European sardine)
Lineage: Eukaryota; Metazoa; Chordata; Actinopteri; Clupeiformes; Clupeidae
Product: zinc transporter ZIP3-like
Exons: 3
Coding region: 221-1159 (312 amino acids)
Biological process (GO): zinc ion transmembrane transport
Cellular component (GO): plasma membrane
Molecular function (GO): zinc ion transmembrane transporter activity
Source: RefSeq, a predicted model, not a curated record